This is a messenger RNA of Daldinia loculata, 2586 nucleotides long. RefSeq lists its product as uncharacterized. The record is from RefSeq and is a predicted model, not a curated record. Lineage: Eukaryota; Fungi; Ascomycota; Sordariomycetes; Xylariales; Hypoxylaceae. Bases 326 to 2287 code for a protein of 653 amino acids. The transcript has a single exon.
AGAAAGUGCCUAACCCAACUUAAACAAAAAGUGUUCACCCUUCAAUUAUAUUAAUUAAAACAAAGGAUACAACUAUACAAUUUCACUACACAAUAUUGGUAGUAAACUCUCGAGAAGGUUAUAAUACAUUUGUUCAUGUAAACUUGCAUGAAUUUGACUUGCAAGACCCACACCAGUUAUGCCAAGACAUUUUCUGUGAUAUUAAGUUGGCACAGCUACCCUGGAACAAAACACACGAUCCAUCAAUCACCAAUCCCCAUCACCACCAGAACAACUGGUAGCCAUUGGAGCUGUUCCCCGGUGGAACAACAUCCAAACCGCACUUAUGGAUAGUGAACAAAUAAGAAGAUCACAGAUCGAGAUACCCUUACCCUCCAAACCCCCACCCUACAGGCCUGGCGACGGUCCACCAUUAGCGCCUCUCAGAAUCCAGCCCGAACAUGAUACAGACGCGUUUAUAGUUGACAAGCGUGUUCUUCCAGGCACCGCCCCAAAUGGUGAGCUGAAGCUUCACAUGUACUAUGUAGUAGGUUGGCCAGAUCUACCUGCCGCCCGCGUCUCUAUCCUCGCGACCCAGAUAUACGACUACGUCUCACCUCGGGCUGUGGAAGACUUCGAAUACAAAGCACUACUUGAAAGAGACGAGGAGGAUGAAAGACUUGAAGCGGAAAUGAGGAGAAAGAUGGAAAUAGCAGCAAAGAAUAAAAUAAUGACUUCUACUUCAACAGCACCGGGGACUCCAAACGCACCUAGUCAGAAAAGACGUGGUCGACCAAGCAAAGCCGAUCUCCAGUCGCGUCAGCUGGCACAGCAGGCAAAGGCAAGUCUUAGCACUUCGCAGAAUAUCGAGGUGGCGCUUCCCCUAGCCAGUACAUCCGGACCGUCACUCUCUACACCGAAAAAAAAGCCGGCUGGAGAGAUUGCGACCGAUAUAGAGGAGGAUAUCGAUGAGGUGGAUCAGGAGGAUGCAAUAUACAGACAACUAUGUGGGUACAAUGAUGGCUCUUUUGAGGAUAUGGACAUAGAAGACGACAAGGGGGAGGGAGAUAUACCACUAGAUAAUAUCCCCGAAACCGUGUCGUUGGGUUCCGAAUUCAGAUCGUAUGCUAGAACACUCUGGCUAAACAAGGAUUCGACGUUGUUCAAGCGCACUAAUGGUAGUCUUACAUUGAAGUCAUCGACAAGCCAUGUCCCCGUACCCGAAGUACCCCGAUCCAAUAGACAGCUCCCACCGCAAUCCUCACCCACACAAACCGACAGCCAUCCCCGCGUAACACCCGUCCCGAUCCCUCUACCAUUUAAUAUAAACAAAAGCAUGAUUUCAUCGCAAAUAUCCGGCGCAAAGUACUCUACGACGCCAGUUCCGGUUCCCACACCGCUGAAGUCGAACAAAGAAGUACCGCAACCAAAACCCGAUACUAAGCAUCCUGUUACUCCGGUCCCAGUCCCGGUCCCUUCAUGGCCACGCUCAACGAAUAGGAAAGGAGAUAGUUCUACUCAAGCUCCUCUCCCACAGCUUGCAACAGCUUCGCCGCAGUAUCGCGGCUUCACACCCGCAGGGCGAAGUUCUGGCAAGUGGCCAUCGGCACAACCCCAUUCACCAAAUGAUAUACCUUCCCAGACAUCUCCACUUAAUGAGAAAAAUAGCGGUACAAAUCGUAAAGAAUCCACACAUUUGAAGAAGUCGCCUAAACCAAAGCCUACGCCUCAACAGCUGGAGGAACAACCUCAAGUAUGGGUGGUAGAGCGACUAGAAGGUGACAAGAUGAUAAAUGUCGAUGGCAAACACGUGCGGUACUUCAAGGUACGCUGGGAGGGUGAUUGGCCACCGGAUCAAAACCCAACCUGGGAGCCCGAAGAGAAUAUAACGCCCGCGCUCGUAAAACUGUAUCUGAAGAAGAAAGCCGCCCGCCACACACCAGCGUCUCCGAAAAAGAAGAAUAGCAAUAAUGUCCCUAGCAACAUGCCGUCAUUCCGCCAACCAACUCUCAAGAGAAAGUAUUCGAGCGUGGCGGAAGCGUUUGCAGGAGAAGGGGAGGAUCUAGGGGAGGUAGGGAUUAGCGCGGGCCAGAGUGAUAAAUCGUAUACCAGCCAGGGAGGCGACUAUGAUAACGCUGAUGAAGAUGAUGGGGAAGAGGAAAUGCUCGUCGUGGCAGCAGAGCAGGAGGCGAGCCCUAGUAGGCGGGAUCCCAGACUAAGACCGAAGCCCGAAGAGUUAGGUGCGGCCUUUAUGAGAGAUCUCGCCGCAGCUAUUCGUCUCAGCAACGAAAACGGGAGUUUACACUGACCUCGGCCAGGGUCGGAGUACGGCUUCUAACUUUUUGAGUCAUUUAAUAAUCGAUGCAGCUAUCUGCUUGACAGCAAAGGAGGUAAUGAGUAUAAGGGGCUAGAGAGCUGGUAAACUUACAAAAGUAUGAGCACUAAUAUCUCGCCUACAUGUGUACCUACCUACCUAGCCCAAGCUGCAACUUGCAUACCCCUAGAUACCCAAGGCACCUAAGUACCAAUAUAUUCUCCAAGGGAUCGCUCUAAUUCGAGUAGCCAUCCAGCAUACCGCUACAUUAAUACUAGUAAAUUAUCAUAAAA